Molecule: messenger RNA, 1062 nt
Organism: Cyclocybe aegerita
Lineage: Eukaryota; Fungi; Basidiomycota; Agaricomycetes; Agaricales; Hemipholiotaceae
Source: the annotation of a GenBank genome assembly
AUGCUGGAGGAGGUGUGGUUGGAUCAGAUGAUCAUAACCACAAGGGAGGAGGGGGAGUUCCCCGAAACAGAGGUAGAUGGGAGGCCUGUCACUGGUGGAAUGAAGGUCAAUGCCCCAACAGCACCGCAGUCUGCAACUACAUGCACAUCUGCUCAAAAUGCAGGAGUACAGGGCACAUUGUCAGCAGCUGUACUGUCUCUGCAGGUCACAAAUAAAUGCCAAUCCCAUCUCCCAAUUUGGUCAGCAUGCCCGUCCUUUGCCUGUGCCUUCAUAUGGAACAAUAACGAUGGACCACAUUUGACCCUCACCAUAUCAUCUCUGUUCAUGCCUGCCCUACCACCUGUCCCUGACAACGAACUGGUGAACGAGCCAGCGCUCAACACCAUUGCCUGUAACCCUGAUCUAUUCCAGGUCGUUACACCCAUCUCAGUCUCCAACCUCUGCAACUUACUGGUCAAUCAUCCAAACAAUCUUUUCAUUGACUCCAUCUGUCAUGGCCUCCUUCAUGGGUUCUGGCCCUGGGCAGACACAUCCUGUUUCAAUCUGCCCUUCAUACUUGAUGUGAAGGACACCGUCUCUGACCCAGUUCACCUCUAUUUUGUGUAUGAGCAACGUGACAUUGAAGUGUCCCUCGGCUGCUUCUUGCAACCUUUCCUACACCUCCUACCUGGAAUGCUGGCCAUCCCCUUUAACGUUGCCACCAAGCCACACUCCGACAAGCUUUGCCUUUGCUUCAACUACAGUGCCCAGCCCUUCUUGUGCAAUGAGAUGAUCCCCAAGGAACUUGUCUUGGUAUCUCUUGACAACCUACAGGACCUAGGCCAUGCCUUGCAAGAGGUGCACAUCGCUGGUGGAUCCUCCACAUGCCUCAUGGUCUGGAAAUCUGACAUCAAAUGUGCCUAUCAAAACAUCCCCAUGCAUCCCCUGUGGCAAAUCAAACAAUUGGCGGCACUUACCACAUCGACCGCAACAACAAUUUUGGUGGUCGAGCCUCCAGGGUUUAUGGGGCACCUUCUUUGCCCUUGUCUUGUGGAUCACUACAUAUGUCAAGGGUCUUGCUGA